CUGAAAUUAUAUAAAAUAUUUAUUGGUUUCCUCUCUAUUCAGCUACUUGAUCAGAGAGUUGAUAGUUUAGAACUUACUAUAUCAGUAGAUAAGCUUACUGCUAUAUAUAGUCUUAAGUUUCUUAAAAUACUAGUAACUCUUGAAUACUAUCUAGGACUU
Messenger RNA from Aspergillus saccharolyticus JOP 1030-1, 159 nucleotides. RefSeq lists its product as uncharacterized. Lineage: Eukaryota; Fungi; Ascomycota; Eurotiomycetes; Eurotiales; Aspergillaceae. The transcript has a single exon. The record is from RefSeq and is a predicted model, not a curated record. The annotation marks the transcript as partial.